This is a messenger RNA of Blepharisma stoltei, 912 nucleotides long. The record is from the annotation of a GenBank genome assembly. NCBI's taxonomy places the organism in Eukaryota, Ciliophora, Heterotrichea, Heterotrichida, Blepharismidae.
AUGGACAGGGUAGUCUUAGAGAGAUACCAAAAGAUCGAAAAAGUCGGAGAAGGAACCUACGGCGUUGUAUACAAAGCAAGAGACCGAAACACAGGAGAUAUCCUGGCUCUCAAGAAAAUCAGACUCGAAUCAGAAGAUGAAGGAGUCCCAUCAACCGCAAUACGCGAAAUUUCUUUGUUGAAAACUCUUCAACAUCCCAACGUCGUGAAGCUCAAAGAUGUCGUCCACACAGAGCAAAAGCUUUACCUUUUAUUCGAGUUUGUGGACCAUGACCUUAAAAAGUUCAUGAACGCCCAAUCCUCAGCGCUUCCUCCGAUGUCUGUAAAGAACUUUCUCUAUCAGAUUCUCUCAUCUCUCGCGUAUUGCCAUACACACAGAAUUCUGCAUAGAGAUUUAAAGCCUCAGAAUAUCCUGAUUGACCGUGAAGGACAGAUCAGAUUGGCUGAUUUUGGGCUUGCAAGGGCUUUUGGGCUCCCUAUUAAAACAUAUACCCAUGAAAUUGUCACAUUGUGGUAUCGAGCUCCAGAAGUGUUACUGGGAGCAAGGCAGUACUCAACCCCAAUUGAUAUUUGGAGCGUUGGGUGUAUUUUUGCUGAAAUGGCUCAGAAAAGGGCCUUAUUUAUGGGUGACUCAGAAAUCGACCAACUUUUCACUAUUUUCAGAUGCCUGGGAACUCCUAACGAGGACAACUUCCCUGGUGUAACUGGUUUCCCUGAUUUCAAGCCUACUUUUCCCAAGUGAAGAACGACAGGAGUAGCUAGACUUGUCCCGAAUUUGGAUGAAAACGGUAUUGAUUUAUUAUCAAAAAUGGUCUGCUAUGACCCAGCGAAAAGGAUUUCAGCCAAAGCAGCGCUGCUACACCCUUACUUUGCAGAUUUAGACACAUCAAGAUUGGCUCCUUAUAACAUAUAG